Molecule: messenger RNA, 954 nt
Organism: Ophidiomyces ophidiicola
Lineage: Eukaryota; Fungi; Ascomycota; Eurotiomycetes; Onygenales; Onygenaceae
Exons: 3
Coding region: 1-954 (317 amino acids)
Biological process (GO): tetrahydrobiopterin biosynthetic process
Molecular function (GO): 4-alpha-hydroxytetrahydrobiopterin dehydratase activity
Source: RefSeq, a predicted model, not a curated record
AUGGCUGCCUCAUCUCCCAUCAUUGAGGUUUCCUCGUCUUCUCCUGAUAUUGCGCCUUUGAUGACACCCCUCUGCUCUCCUACUUCCACUCCCAAGUCGAUGCAAAACACCGUCCAUUCACUGACCCGCCAUAUCGUCAGCGCUGCGCAGUCUCAUGAUCCGUCCUUGACCACCGCCACAACCACGCUUGUGCCCAUUCUCCGCGGUGCGCUGCCCAUGCUGGUCGCCGCGCAGCCCCUCUUCCCCUCUACAUCUUGCCUGCUUGUCCGUUGUAGCAAGAAGAAAGGCACAAAGGACGUCCUAGCGGAAUGGCAAGGCCGGAAGCCAUAUCCACGCGGGCCCGAUGACGGACGGCUCGUCAUUCUCGACACCAUCAUUGCGACAGGCGACACAAUUCUGCACCUGUGCGACGAGAUUUCCCGUCUAUCUGGCGGUCGUGCAGAGAGGCAAUCCAUUGUGGUCUUGAGCUGCUAUGCCGCACCGGACGCCUUGCGGCGUAUUGCCAGCCAUCCCUUGGUGGGGUUGACGGUGGUUGCACAGCUGGCAGAAAGCUGCGACGAGGCAGGGUAUUUGAUCCCCUAUACUAAUGGAGAUAUUGGAGACAAGAUCUUCGGAGUGGCAGAGCAUGUCGACCCGCAACCCGUAGUCGCAGAGGGCGAAGACGUGGGUGCAGUUCAGGCUGGUGUGCAUGCCCUGUUGAUUAGCGGCGGUGGGCUAUGGCAUUUAGCUGCAGACGGCAUGGCGAUCGAACGGGAGAUCCGAUUCAAGACGUUUAAGCAAACUUGGGCUUUUAUGGAGCAAAUUGCUAAAGAAUCGGCCAAACACCGCCACCAUCCAGAAUGGAGUAAUGUUUAUAACAAGGUGGCUAUCCGUUGGACAACACACCAACCCCGUGGCUUAACCAAACUGGAUGUCACACUUGCUCAGCUGUGUGACGAAUAUAGCAGCCUUUAA